Sesamum indicum (sesame) is the source of this 1444-nucleotide messenger RNA. RefSeq names its product transcription termination factor MTERF15, mitochondrial. Lineage: Eukaryota; Viridiplantae; Streptophyta; Magnoliopsida; Lamiales; Pedaliaceae. Gene Ontology annotation, biological process: regulation of DNA-templated transcription. The record is from RefSeq and is a predicted model, not a curated record. Gene Ontology annotation, molecular function: double-stranded DNA binding.
CCUUCUCAGUAUCUUCCUAAAUUUUUUCCCUCUUUGUCUCUCCGCUUGAGGCCUAGGGUUUUUAUUUUCGCUUUAUUCUCUGAAUUGGCUCCUGGGUAGUAACUGACCUCCGUUCCCGGAAAAGAUUCUUUCCAUUGUUUAUCUCCACUGUAGGAAUCAAAUGCUGCUUCGACCUAUUCUAUCGAGAAUACAAAACAAUCGACGCUCCGCGAAUUUCUCUCUUCUUAAAAAUGUAGGACCUUCAAUUGCGAGCCUCGCUGAUGCAACUUCUUCGAAAGAAAAGUCGCAAGAGAAAGCGUAUGUUAUUUCGUACCUGGUGAAUGCGUGUGGAUUGUCUCCGGAAAAGGCUAUCUCUGCUUCAAAAAAGGUGCAUUUUGAUGCCCCGGAUAAGCCAGAUGCUGUUCUCAACUUUCUUGAGAAACAGGGGUUUAGCAAAACGCAGGUGGCGGAGUUAGUGAGACGACAACCCCGGGUUCUGGUUUCCAAUCCUCAGAAGGUCCUUUUGCCAAAGAUUGAAGUUUUCUUGCAGCUGACAGGGGCUUCUGAAGAAGAAGUUUUCAGGACCAUUACAGUGAACCCUUAUAUUCUGACAAGAAGUGUGGAGCACAGAUUAGCACCUGUUUAUGGUUACCUGAAGGAUAUUAUUGGAGUUGGAAAAGUCGAGACCCUUUUAAGGCGGGGAUCCUGGAUUUUUAAUAUUGAUCUUGAAAAUAGGAUUAUGCCAAAUGUGGAUUUCUUGAGGGAGAUUGGAGUCCCCCAGUCGUGUAUUGAGUUCUCGUUAUUUCACUGUGCGGAGAUCUUUUUGCCAAAAUAUGCUAAGUUCAAGCAAAUCGUUGAGGAGGUGAAGCACAUGGGGUUUGCUACGUCAAAGACAACAUUCAUAUUGGCUAUACAUGCCCGGACAGGGAAGAGCAAUUUAGCUCUGUGGGAUCGUUCUUAUGAAGUUUAUAGUAAAUGGGGUUGGUCAAAGGAUGACAUUCAUAUGGCAUUUAUAAAGCAUCCUAAUUGUAUGCUUUUGUCAGAGAAGAAAAUCUCAGCAGCCAUGGAUUUCCUCAUUAAUAAGGUCGAGCAGGAGUCCAGAUCAGUAGCGAGAUGUCCGCAGAUUCUUUUCUACAAUAUGGAGAGGAGAAUAGUUCCUAGGUGUUCCGUUGUUCAUCUCUUGUCCUUGAAGGGUUUAGUUAAGAAAGACUGGAGUUUAGGUAGUGUACUUUGCCCUGUAGAGAAGGAUUUCAUUGACAAGUAUGUGACAAAAUAUACUGGGAAACUUCCCCAGCUUUAUGAUGUUUAUCUAUCAAGUAAACCAGGAGUGGUGGAAGCUUAAUUCUGUUUGAAGAAGGUUAGCUUCUACAAUAUUAGGUCUAUUUUGGUUUUGGUACAAUUUAGUAUUUUGGCGUCCGUCAAGUAUGCAAUAUGAACAUUCAUUGGACAUUUUUGGCACCUGCGA